AUAGUUUCUGCAACAUUGAUAGCAAAAUGCCCUGUCGCAGCCAGUUCUGGCUGUGUCGAGUCCUCAUCUUUGCCUCGCUUUUGGCGGGUGCUACGGCAAGCCAUCCAAAGCUGCGAUAUGUCAUGUAUUUGACCGGACAGCACUACGUAGUGCCGGAGCAGCCGCUGGUCAAAGACGUCACCGAGGUAGCCCUUGCUUUCAUGCAAUCUGUAAUCUUCAACAAUCCCACGCAAAGCGAAUGGCCGCUCUUCACUACGAUCGAUGAAGUCAGACGUAAAUUUUCUCAAGGAACCAUCGUUCAGGUUGCCAUUGGCGGAUGGGGCGACACAGAGGGCUUCUCGGCCGGUGCAAAGACGGAAGAAAGCCGUAAGCUCUUUGCAAGCAACGUCAAAGCCAUGCUGGAUGCGACGGGCGCAGAUGGAAUCGACGUAGACUGGGAGUACGCCGGCGGCAACGGCGAAGACUACAAGCAACCAGGCCAUCUCAACAGCGACAAAGCCUGGGAAAUCGAGGCCUACCCCAAGCUCCUCGCCGCCAUCCGUGCCGCAAUUGGGCCCGACAAGACAAUCUCAGCUGCCGUUCCCGGCCUCCCACGUGACAUGCUCGCCUUCACUGCCGCCACCAUCCCCACCAUCCUGGCGUCCGUCGACUACUUGAACAUCAUGACAUACGACCUCUUCAACCGCCGAGACAACGUAACCAAACACCAUACCGGCCUGCAGCUCUCGCUCGACUCCAUCAACGCCUAUCUCGAUGCCGGGGUACCGCCCGAGAAAGCCAAUCUAGGCCUAGCCUUCUACAUCAAAUGGUUCAAGACAGCCCCAAACGCAAACUGCAGUACGACCCCCAUUGGAUGCCCUACAGAACUCAUGGAAGACCCCGUUACCGGCGCCGACCUAGGAAAAGCAGGUGCGUUCUCCUGGCACGAUGCCGUCCCCGCACAACUCUCGGCGUCGUUCCAGCGCGCAAUGGAAAAGGGCGUUUAUGACAACGUGGGCGGCGGACAUUACUACUGGGAUCAAGAGGCGAGGUUGUUUUGGUCGUGGGAUUCGCCCGACGCGAUUAAGCGCAAGAUGCAGAUUAUCAUCACGGACAAAGGGCUAGGCGGUGUUUUCGCCUGGGGAUUGGGAGAAGACGCACCCCGGUUUGAGCAUUUGAGAGCGAGCAACGAGAUGGUUGCGGUGUUGAAAGAUGGAGAUGAGAGGGAUGAGUUGUAGCAUUGCGCGUCCGGCUCUUGAAAGUUCUCGAUUCUUUUUCUUUCUUUCUUUC
Molecule: messenger RNA, 1269 nt
Organism: Exserohilum turcica Et28A
Lineage: Eukaryota; Fungi; Ascomycota; Dothideomycetes; Pleosporales; Pleosporaceae
Product: glycoside hydrolase family 18 protein
Exons: 3
Coding region: 27-1217 (396 amino acids)
Biological process (GO): carbohydrate metabolic process; chitin catabolic process
Cellular component (GO): extracellular region
Molecular function (GO): chitinase activity; chitin binding
Source: RefSeq, a predicted model, not a curated record